AUGAAGUACUACUCGAAGAAAGGGCAUCGGGAGCAGGCUGAGGCUAUGGGCGUUCCGCCAGAUGUAAACAACCCGCCUUUCUACAUCCCGUUGAAACCGGUGGAGGGGCGGUACAAGUUGAUCCAGGAGUUGGGCAACGGGUCGUUCGGGUCGGUGACGUUGGCAAAGGCGCAGUUCGAGAUCUCGCAGAUUAACGGCAAGGAGGGCACGCUCAUGGACCAGUCGAUCAUCCCGACGAUCCGCGAGGAAAACUGGAACAACAAGAACAAGGGUCUCGUGGCGAUCAAGACCAUGAUGACGCGCUUGCCGACCUUGAACGACUACACGCGGGUGCGCGAGAUCAAGUUCAUCCUCCAGAUCCCGGCGCACGCGCACCUUGUUCAGAUCUACGAGUUGUUCAUCGACGACUCACUAUACCAGCUCCACAUUGUGAUGGAGUGCAUGGAGCAGAACAUCUACCAGCUAAUGAAGUGCCGCAAACGCCGAGUUUUUUCACUCCCUACGCUUCGGUCCAUAUUAUCGCAGAUACUCUCAGGCAUCCGGCACAUACAUGCACAUAACUUUUAUCACCGCGACAUCAAGCCCGAGAAUAUCUUGAUUUCGCCUGCAAACCGUUACUAUAGCAAGGAAUGGAUCAGUGCUGGCCACUAUCCCGACAACUACGUCGUCAAAAUCGCCGACUACGGACUUGCGCGCCAUGUGACUAACAAGUCUCCUUACACAGCGUAUGUCUCAACGCGCUGGUACCGGUCGCCGGAAAUCCUCUUACGUCAGGGUUCAUAUUCCCGGCCACUCGAUAUAUGGGCGUUUGGCUGUGUUGCCGUUGAGGUGGCCACGUUCAAACCUUUAUUUCCCGGGGCGGACGAGAUGGACCAAAUCUGGAAAAUCUUGGAGUUGCUAGGGACACCACAUCCCUGCCAUGAAUCUAAGAUCUCCGGGUACGUACCACAUGGUGGUGCAUGGCUGCAGGCCGAACACUUGGCUUCAAGGCUAAAUCUCAAGUUCCCGUACGUCGAGGGCAAGGAUAUUUCCUGGGUCAUGUGCAACCCACAGUUGGAGUCUCUAUGCGACGUUGUAAGAGCAUGCUUGGUGUGGAACCCAGAUGAUAGAGCCACGGUCGAAGAUUUGUCACAAAUGCCUUAUUUCGCGGGCACCAUCGUGCAGGAGACGAAACAGCCUCCUCUGUCUACGGCGCAGUCGGCUCUGAUGUUCGCAGGUCUUCUGCCCUCAUCCGGAUUGCAGCAUCGUCGUCUGAUCUUCAACGACAAUGCCAAUAACCACAAUAGCAAUAACAGUAACGGUAGCAACAACGCUACGACUACGACGACCACGACUAUGACGACGAAUAUGACGGCUGCAACCACGAAGAAGACAACGCGGACUGGUGGGCCGGUGAAUCGAAAACGGGAAACCAACGACGAGAACGAUGUGGAAUCUCUAGCGCACCCGAUCCCCAUAAAGCGCACACUGGCAAACUUGCUCAGCUUCAACAAGGAGGAGCCCCAGCUCAGCUUCCGAGAGUUCCUGAAAGAGACCUCGGCAGAUAAGGCGAAACCUAACGCCAGCAACAGCAACAGCGGCAACUGUGCCGCCAACCAGCUGGGCCACAGCAACCACAACAUCAACAACUACCUAAACAGGAACAACAACAGCGGCACCCAGCACGGUCCCAGCUACAAUAACUACGGUCAAAACCUCAACCAGCAGAGCGGUAGCAGCAACCACAGUGGCAACGGCCGAAACCCCACCAACAACACCCACGCCGUCAACACUGCCAUCACCCAAACAAACACUAACAAAACUAAUCCCACAAAUAAUAAUACUAAUAAUAAUAAUAACACCCCUACCCCGACCACGACCACCACGACCACCACGACCACCCCCACGCCUGCGACCACUACGACCACCAUCACCAAUCACAACGGCCAACAUGAUGAUAAUGACAAUGAUAAAAGCAACUUCCGCAACGUGGGUGAUGGGCGCGCUGCCUCAGACUCCACCCUAUCGGGGCCAGAAGAGCUCACCAAGGAGAUAUCCGCCAACAUCGAACUAUACCAGGAGCCCCCGCCGCUGGCCGAGGAACAGCCUCUAUAUGACGACAUAUUUGGCACGACCGAAAACAUAGAACUAGACGAGGAUGGCGACGACGACGACCCGGAGGACGAAGACGUCAGCUUCAUCCUGAUGUACAAGAAUGCAGUGAAUCAGGGCGGUGCCGGCGCCACCCAGCGCGAGAACAUUGAGCCGCUGGCUCGCAACUACAUACACGAAUCGACGCAUCAGAACUGCCACGCAAUCGACGAAAUGUCCAUUGACGACGCCUCCACCGACUCACACAGCCAAAUACCUCGCGACUUCAUCAUGGAGCCCACCACAAUCCCGCAGCACGACAUCCUCCCCCCCGCACAGGUCCGCCACGAGCCUACCCCAAACCACAGCUUUGAAGAUGGCUUGAGUUUCUGA
Molecule: messenger RNA, 2463 nt
Organism: Eremothecium gossypii ATCC 10895
Lineage: Eukaryota; Fungi; Ascomycota; Saccharomycetes; Saccharomycetales; Saccharomycetaceae
Gene: IME2
Product: protein kinase IME2
Exons: 1
Coding region: 1-2463 (820 amino acids)
Biological process (GO): protein phosphorylation; intracellular signal transduction
Cellular component (GO): nucleus; cytoplasm
Molecular function (GO): ATP binding; protein serine/threonine kinase activity
Source: RefSeq, marked provisional